Messenger RNA from Xiphophorus maculatus (southern platyfish), 1630 nucleotides. It is a transcript of the gene cdkl1, whose product is annotated as cyclin dependent kinase like 1. Gene Ontology annotation, molecular function: cyclin-dependent protein serine/threonine kinase activity; ATP binding. Gene Ontology annotation, cellular component: nucleus. NCBI's taxonomy places the organism in Eukaryota, Metazoa, Chordata, Actinopteri, Cyprinodontiformes, Poeciliidae. Gene Ontology annotation, biological process: protein phosphorylation. The coding region runs from base 120 to 1232 and encodes 370 amino acids. The transcript is spliced from 10 exons. The record is from RefSeq and is a predicted model, not a curated record.
GCUGUGGGACAGUUGAUCUGCGGUUGUCCUUCCUCCAGGUUGCUUGCAGGGGGGGAAGCAGCAGAGGAGCCUGAAUAAACAUCUGCAAACCACUGCAGAGGGAGCUCCCGCCUCCCUGCAUGCAAAGGGCGGAGGGUGAGCGUGCGUGUGUGGUGCGCCUUUGUUUGUUGGCCCAACUUCGGACGAGGAUGGAGAAGUACGAGAAGAUGGGGAAGAUCGGCGAGGGAUCGUACGGCGUCGUCUUCAAGUGCAGAAACAGGGACACCGGGCAGAUCGUCGCCAUCAAGAAGUUCGUGGAGUCCGAGGACGAUCCCGUCAUCAAAAAGAUCGCGCUGAGGGAGAUCAGGAUGCUCAAGCAACUGAAGCACGCCAACCUGGUGAACCUGAUGGAAGUGUUCAGACGGAAGCGGAAGCUGCACCUGGUGUUCGAGUACUGCGACCACACCGUCCUGGACGAGCUGGACCGCCACCCGACCGGCGUCCCGGAGCAUCUGGCCAGGAGUAUAACCUGGCAGACUCUCCAAGCCGUCGACUUCUGCCACAAACAGAAGUGCAUUCACAGAGACGUGAAGCCGGAGAACAUCCUCAUCACCAAACACCAAGUCAUCAAACUCUGUGACUUCGGCUUUGCCAGGAUUCUCACGGGGCCGUGUGACUACUACACAGACUACGUGGCGACCCGCUGGUACCGGGCCCCGGAGCUCCUGGUGGGGGACACCCAGUACGGUCCCCCGGUGGACGUGUGGGCGAUCGGCUGUGUGUUUGCCGAGCUGCUCUCGGGGAUUCCUCUGUGGCCCGGCAAGUCCGACAUGGACCAGCUCUACCUGAUCCGGAAGACUCUGGGAGAUCUGAUCCCUCGACAUCAGCAGGUUUUCAGCAACAACCAGUUCUUCUGUGGCGUUUCCAUCCCGGAGCCUCCAGAGAUGGAACCUUUGGAGCAAAAGUAUCCAAGUCUCUCGCAUCAAACUCUGAGCCUCAUGAAGAGCUGUUUGAGAAUGGAUCCGUCUGAGCGGCUGACCUGUGAGCAGCUCCUGCGGCAUCCCUACUUCGACUGCAUGAGGGAAAAAAACGAGAGCACGACUCGAGAGCACAAGAGGACGCGUUUGCCUCGGAGACACCUGCCCCCCGGGUAUUUGCCACAGCUGACCAGCAGCAGCAUCUUUCCCGCUCUGGACAAUAAGAAAUACUACAACAACCUGCGCAAGUUCAACUACCACCUCCCAAACAUCUAAACACGACGAUCCUGAUCCACAGUGACGUCGGACGCCUUCGUUUUCUGAACCGCUCAGGAAAUGAGGCAAACUCUUAAAGACUGUAGUUUCCAUCCAUAAAAAAAAAAAAAAAAAACGAUUCAGCAACUUUUUAACCAUAUUUGCUCCUCACAAAGCGUGCCGGCUGUCUUUUACUGAUUCUAUGCACUAUACCCAGCGCGUUCAGUCGGACGUGUUGGUUCAUGUAUGCUUCGCCAGACUUUUAAGCUGAUAUUUUUAGACAAAGGGGAGCGCCGCGCUGCUCUGCUUGUUGUUAGCUGACUGAGGGUUAAACUACACUCUACUGCCUUGCCCAGUUUGCCAAAAAUGUUUUUUUUGUUUGUUUUUUUUAAAUAAUACAACGGACUGUAUUAAAGUGA